Messenger RNA from Peromyscus leucopus (white-footed mouse), 4962 nucleotides. It is a transcript of the gene Inpp5f, whose product is annotated as inositol polyphosphate-5-phosphatase F. Lineage: Eukaryota; Metazoa; Chordata; Mammalia; Rodentia; Cricetidae. The transcript has 20 exons. Gene Ontology annotation, cellular component: early endosome; clathrin-coated endocytic vesicle. Gene Ontology annotation, biological process: phosphatidylinositol dephosphorylation; regulation of endocytic recycling. The coding region runs from base 235 to 3630 and encodes 1131 amino acids. The record is from RefSeq and is a predicted model, not a curated record. Gene Ontology annotation, molecular function: phosphatidylinositol-4-phosphate phosphatase activity.
GGAGAGGCCUCUAGGGCCGCGGCCUCCCAAGCGUGAUCUCUACCGGCGGGUCAGGCCCCCGGGGUGCUUCCCCUCCCAGUUCCUCCGGGCCGUGGGUCCUCGGCCUCUCCCCAAGGCGCGGACUCCGGUGGUCGCGGUGGGGGAGGACUCCUGCAUCGCUCCCCCGCGGGCUACUGCUGGGGUACCGGGCCGGGGGGGACGGGACCGCCGCCUCCCGGAGCGCGUGGGGCCGGCAUGGAGCUCUUCCAAGCCAAGGACCACUACAUCCUGCAGCAGGGCGAGCGCGCACUGUGGUGCAGCCGGCGCGACGGCGGCCUGCAGCUCCGACCGGCCACAGAUCUGCUUCUUGCCUGGAACCCCAUUUGUUUGGGCUUGGUAGAAGGAGUUAUUGGGAAAAUUCAACUUCAUUCAGAUCUCCCAUGGUGGCUUAUUUUAAUUCGGCAGAAAGCAUUGGUGGGCAAACUCCCAGGAGACCAUGAAGUCUGUAAAGUUACCAAAAUUGCUGUCUUGUCUCUUUCUGAAAUGGAACCUCAGGAGCUUGAGCUGGAGCUCUGUAAGAAGCAUCAUUUUGGAAUUAACAAGCCAGAGAAGAUUAUACCAUCUCCUGAUGACUCCAAGUUUCUACUGAAGACGUUUACAAAUAUCAAAUCCAACGUGUCUGCUCCCAACAAAAAAAAAGUCAAGGAAAGUAAGGAGAAGGAGAAGUUGGAGAGGCGGUUACUUGAGGAGCUGCUGAAGAUGUUCAUGGACUCAGAGUCCUUCUACUAUAGCUUGACCUAUGACCUGACCAACUCCGUGCAGAGACAGAGCACCGGGGAGAGCGAUGGCCGUCCCCUCUGGCAGAAGGUUGACGACCGGUUUUUUUGGAAUAAGUACAUGAUCCAAGAUCUCACUGAGAUUGGUACUCCGGAUGUGGACUUUUGGAUCAUCCCCAUUAUCCAGGGCUUUGUGCAGAUUGAAGAACUUGUGGUUAAUUACAACGAGUCAUCUGAUGAGGAGAAGAGCAGCCCAGAGACCCCCCUUCAGGAGUCCACCUGUGUAGAUGACAUUCACCCGCGCUUUCUAGUGGCUCUCAUAUCUCGCAGAAGUAGGCAUAGAGCUGGAAUGCGUUAUAAACGAAGAGGAGUGGAUAAAAACGGAAAUGUGGCGAAUUAUGUGGAGACUGAGCAGUUAAUUCACGUUCAUAAUCACACCCUGUCAUUUAUUCAAACUCGAGGCUCGGUGCCUGUCUUUUGGAGCCAGGUUGGGUAUCGCUAUAAUCCAAGACCUCGGCUAGACAAAAGUGAGAAGGAGACGGUUGACUAUUUCUGUGCCCAUUUUGAAGAACAACUGAAAAUUUACAAAAAACAGGUUAUUAUUAACUUGGUAGACCAGGCUGGACGGGAGAAGAUUAUUGGCGAUGCCUACCUGAGGCAGGUACUGCUCUUCAAUAACUCACAGCUCACCUACGUCUCCUUCGACUUCCACGAACACUGCCGAGGAAUGAAGUUUGAGAAUGUUCAAACCCUAACGGAUGCCAUUUACGACAUUAUUCUUGACAUGAAGUGGUGUUGGGUUGAUCAAGCUGGGGUAAUCUGUAAACAAGAAGGAAUUUUCCGAGUUAAUUGUAUGGACUGCCUGGAUCGUACCAACGUGGUCCAGGCUGCCAUCGCCCGAGUGGUCAUGGAGCAUCAGCUUAAAAAACUAGGUGUGAUGCCCCCAGAGCAGCCACUGCCUAUGAAAUGUAAUCGGAUCUACCAGAUAAUGUGGGCUAACAAUGGCGACUCCAUCAGCAGACAGUAUGCCGGGACAGCUGCUCUGAAGGGGGACUUUACCAGGACGGGAGAAAGGAAGUUGGCAGGAGUUAUGAAAGACGGAGUUAACUCGGCAAAUAGGUACUACCUCAGUCGCUUCAAGGACGCCUAUAGGCAAGCUGUGAUAGAUUUGAUGCAAGGCAUUCCAGUGACAGAAGAUCUUUAUUCCAUAUUUACCAAGGAGAAAGAGCAUGAAGCUUUGCACAAGGAAAGCCAGAGAAGCCACCAAGAACUCAUCAGCCAGCUCUUACAGAGUUACAUGAAGUUGCUGCUGCCGGGUGAUGAGAAGUUCCAUGGGGGCUGGGCCCUAAUUGACUGUGACCCCAGCCUCAUUGAUGCUGCUCACAGAGAUGUGGACGUGCUACUACUGCUUUCUAACUCUGCCUACUACGUGGCCUAUUAUGAUGAUGAAGUUGAUAAAGUAAACCAAUAUCAACGGCUCAGCCUAGAAGACCUGGAGAAAAUAGAAAUAGGUCCUGAACCUACUCUCUUUGGCAAACCGAAGUUCUCAUGCAUGCGACUACACUACAGACGUAAAGAGGCGAGUGGUUACUUCCACACCCUGAGAGCUGUGAUGCGCAGUCCAGAAGAAGACGGCAAAGAUACUCUCCAGUGCAUUGCAGAGAUGCUGCAGAUCACCAAGCAAGCCUUGGGGCUGGAUGUUCCCAUAGUUGAGAAGAAGCUUGAGAGGAAAAGCAGUAAGCCUCACGAAGACAUCAUUGGUAUCAGAUCUCAAAACCAAGGAUCUCUGGCCCAGGGGAAAAGUUUUUUAAUGAGCAAAUUUUCAUCUCUAAAUCAAAAAGUAAAACAGACCAAAUCCAAUGUGAACAUUGGCAACCUACGCAAAUUAGGAAGCUUUACCAAGCCUGAAAUGAAAGUUAACUUUCUAAAACCAAACUUAAAAGUCAAUCUUUGGAAAUCAGACAGUAGUCUUGAGACCAUGGAAAACUCGGGAGUGAUGGAUAAUAAGGUCCAAGGGGAGUCUGACGGGGACGUGUCUUCAGAUAAUGAUUCGUACCACUCUGAUGAAUUCCUUACAAAUUCCAAGUCUGAGGAAGACAGGCAGCGAGCCAAUUCUUUAGAGAGUGUAGGGCCAAUAGAUUAUAUUCUCCCAAGCUGUGGUAUUAUUGCUUCGGCACCUCGAUUAGGCAGUCGAUCCCAGUCUGCCAGCAGCACUGAUAUUAGCAUUCAUGCUCCCUCAGAGGCUGCUGUUGGUCACGGAGGUGGGCUUGGAAAAGGCCAGGAGUCUCCCUUGAAGAAAAGUCCUUCUGCUGACAGCGUACGCAUACCGACUGGCUUUGCCAAGCCAGUGGAUGUUUACUGCCACAGAUUUGUAAAGGAUGCACAGAACAAAAUGACUGAGCUCUCAGAAACCAGGUCUGUGUCUCAGAAUAGUGAGGAAGGAAACCAAAAGACUAACAAUGUUUCUAAUGAAGAAAAUCAGUCAGAAUCAAUGGGACAGAUGCCUUCUCGACCAUCCCAGUUAAAUGUGUCUUGUUCUUUGACAGGCCCCCAGUUUUUAUCAGUUGAAUCAGUCCAUUCAGUGGCAUCUCAGAAGAGCCCCAGCUCUGGGUCCAGCCUGCUGGAACUGGAGGCAGGGCUUUGUGUGACUCCUUCUUCAGAGAGCAGCAGCAGAGCGGUCUCUCCCUUUGCAAAGAUCCGUAGCUCCAUGGUCCAAGUUGCUAGCAUUACCCAAGCUGGGCUAACUCAUGGGAUAAACUUGGCAGUGGCCAAAGUUCAAAAGAGUCCAGCAGAACCUGAAGUGGUUAAUGAAAUUCAGCAAAAUGAACUUAAAAAUAUGUUUACACAAUGCCAGACACGAAUAAUUCAGAUUUAGAUUUUAGUCACAAUCUUACAGUCUUUAUUUAAAAACUCAAAAUGAAGUUUUCACCUGUGAGGCUUUUUUUUUUUUUUUUUUUUUUUUGGGUCUUUUUGAAACAAUUUCUCUGUGUAUCCCUGGCUGUCCUGGAACUUGCUUUGUAGACCAGGCUGGCCUCGAACUCAGAGAUCCACCUGCCUCCCGAGUGCUGGGAUUAAAGGUGUCCCCCACCACUGCCUGGCCCUAUCAGGCUAUUUUAAUCUGUACUGAGUUUAGGGAUUACAAAUUCUAAUUAUGUUCAUUGGUGAUUGUUUAACAAGGAGUCUGAACCUGAGCAAAUUUUCAGAUGUAUAGCCUACAAGUGAUUGUAGGCCAGAGUAGCAAAUACACAGUAGAGUGCUUUGUUGAUCUCACUCGGGAAGGUUCAGCAAAGAACCAAGCUAGUGUUUGGAGGGAGGAGGGGAGAUGGUCUGUGAAGCAGAGGCAGUGUGGAUACACCCAUUGAAAGAAUUAGCAUUUUCCUGCUAGUCUAUCAAGUUCAUUCCUGUACACUGCCUUGUAAGGGAAAUUAUACAUUUAGAGUUUAGUGACUUUUAGAAGUGUGCGGAAGUAUCUAAAUUAAAAAAAGAGUAGUCUUACCAGCUUAAGCAUUCUCUGUGAAGUUGAGAAUCAACAAUGGUGAAACAACUGUCUCAUUUGAUUCCAAUUUCUCCCGUAUUUUUCUCUCCCAAAUUCCUGAACAAACACAGGCUUGCCUGUCAUAAAGUACACCUGCUUCAGGAAGAGAUCAUGUAUACUGAUUACUGACUCUAGGAAUCUCUAGAAGAAAUGUAAGUUUUAACUCUUAAGGGGGACAUUUAGCAUCUCUGGUAGGUUCAGGAAGUAUGGAAAACAUAGCUAAAGUACAGGUUAGCACUGGUUUUAUACGGUAAUGGACCACUAAGAACACUGGCCUCCUUUACAUCCUCUGCAUCCCAGAGUUAGAAAGCUGUAUGGCACAUUCCACCAAGUAUCAAUGUCUCUGGGGCCCUUAGAGCCUUCCCCUGUGGAAGUGACUCUCAGUUGAACAUUAUGUCUGUUGUAACUCUGAUAAGCAUUCCGCUUUUGUUAUUUAUUAGAAGUGUCAAGUCUGUCUUGUGACUAUUAAAGUACUACUGUAAUUCAAAGCAUCAAUGUGUAUGAGAGUUUCUUGUAUAACAUCUAGUAGUAGUUUGGUUUUCAAUCAGAGAAUUCAUAAUGGCAAGUUUGCUACAACCAAACACUUGUUUUCAACUUUUUCAAUUAAUGUGUUCAUACUUAAAAAGUAAGAACUGUAUUUUAAAUCCCAAACAUUAAAAUCUGGAUGCCGCA